AUGCCGCUGCAGGAGGAGACCCUGAGGGAAGUAUGGGCUUCAGACAGUGGCCAGGAAGAGGACUGGCUGAGCCCAGAGCCCCCGCUGCGCCCCAAACAGCGACCCACCCAAGGACAGAAGUUGAGGAAAAAGAAAUCCGAGACUCCCGAGUCCCCAGGAUCCAAACCCCGCAAAGCUGGGGGUGGGCGCAGGAAGCACAAGGAGCCGCCUGCAGACCCAGCGGAGCCGCCGCCGCGCGCUGCUCAGACGGUCUACGCCAAGUUCCUGCGGGACCCAGAGGCCAAGAAGCCAGACCCCACGCAAACCUUCCUGGUUGCGCGUGCACCAGACGGAGGAGGCGGUGAUAUUCUAUCCACAGAGGAAGAAGAGGAUUCGGAGGAUUUGGAUGACGAUGAAGAGGAAGAGGAGGAAAGGGGGGGAAAGGAGAAAUGCUCUCUGCCCCCCAAGAAACCAUCCAAGGAAAGAGAGAGGAAAGGCGAGAGCCUGGGCGCAAGGGGGGACCCAGGAAGCCCCGAUGCCCCUCCGAAACCACUCCGAACCAAGAAGAAGGAGGCGGGGGAGGGAAGCAAGCUGAGAAAGGCCAAGAAGAAAGGGGCUGGGGAGACUGACAAGGACGCCUCGGGGACCCCAGGCGCCGUGAGGAAAAAGGUUCCAGCAGCCAUGUUCCUGGUCGGCGAAGGGGGCUCCUCUGAGAAGGGCGUGAAGAAGAAAGGGCCCCCCAAAGGAUCAGAAGAGCAGGAGAAGGAGGAGGAGGAGGAAGAAGAGGCAUCUGCAGUGAUGAAGAACAGCAAUCAGAAGGGCAGAGCGAAAGGGAGAGGCAAAAAGGUUAAGGAGGAGGAGAGGGCCCCAUCUCCCCCUGUGGAAGUAGGUGACCCCCGAGAGUUUGUGCUGAAGCCAGCGCCCCAGGGCCGGGCAGUACGCUGCCGGCUGACACGUGACAAGAAGGGCAUGGACCGCGGCAUGUACCCGUCCUACUUCCUGCACCUGGACACGGAGAAGAAGGUGUUCCUUUUGGCGGGCAGAAAGCGCAAGCGGAGUAAGACAGCCAACUACCUCAUCUCCAGUGACCCCACCAACCUGUCCAGGGGAGGGGAGAAUUUCAUCGGAAAGCUGAGGUCUAACCUCCUGGGCAACCGUUUCACCGUCUUUGACAACGGGCAGAACCCACAGCGAGGUGGAGGUAGGGACGUGGAGAGCCUGCGCCAGGAGCUGGCAGCUGUGGUCUAUGAAACCAAUGUGUUAGGCUUCCGGGGACCACGUCGCAUGACGGUCAUCAUCCCCGGGAUGAACUCCGACAACGAGAGGGUCCCUAUCCGUCCUCGAAACUCCAGCGAUGGGCUGCUGGUUCGCUGGCAGAACAGGGCGCUGGAGAGCCUCAUCGAACUGCAUAACAAGCCUCCCAUCUGGAAUGACGGCAGUGGCUCCUACACCCUCAACUUCCAGGGCCGCGUCACCCAGGCCUCAGUCAAGAACUUUCAGAUUGUGCACACUGAAGACCCCGACUAUAUAGUGCUACAGUUCGGCCGCGUGGCUGAGGACGCCUUCACCCUGGACUACCGGUACCCGCUGUGCGCCCUGCAAGCCUUCGCCAUCGCCCUCUCCAGCUUCGACGGGAAGCUGGCCUGCGAGUGACCCCACAACCCCUCAGGGCUGGGAAAGCAUUCAGUUGGGGCGGGGUAGGGUCCCUCCCCUACAGCUCCCACGGAAGGGCUCACCCCUCUGCCUCUCGGUGACCUCGGCGCAUCCUCCAGCCUGGCACCGACCGAGGCGGAGGGGAUGGAGAUGAACAUCUGGUUACACAGCAAUGCUUGCCUCGCCUCCUUCUCCCCAGCCACUUCCUUCCAGGGAGCGCGAGUCUGAUGAUCGAAGCC
This is a messenger RNA of Acomys russatus (golden spiny mouse), 1871 nucleotides long. It is a transcript of the gene Tulp1, whose product is annotated as TUB like protein 1. The coding region runs from base 1 to 1632 and encodes 543 amino acids. Gene Ontology annotation, molecular function: actin filament binding. NCBI's taxonomy places the organism in Eukaryota, Metazoa, Chordata, Mammalia, Rodentia, Muridae. The transcript has 14 exons. Gene Ontology annotation, cellular component: cilium. Gene Ontology annotation, biological process: protein localization to cilium. The record is from RefSeq and is a predicted model, not a curated record.